This is a messenger RNA of Monopterus albus (swamp eel), 2620 nucleotides long. RefSeq names its product dual specificity phosphatase 7 (gene dusp7). The record is from RefSeq and is a predicted model, not a curated record. Gene Ontology annotation, cellular component: cytosol; cytoplasm. Gene Ontology annotation, biological process: negative regulation of MAPK cascade; peptidyl-tyrosine dephosphorylation. The transcript has 3 exons. NCBI's taxonomy places the organism in Eukaryota, Metazoa, Chordata, Actinopteri, Synbranchiformes, Synbranchidae. Bases 516 to 1670 code for a protein of 384 amino acids. Gene Ontology annotation, molecular function: MAP kinase tyrosine phosphatase activity; protein tyrosine/threonine phosphatase activity; MAP kinase tyrosine/serine/threonine phosphatase activity.
GAGCCUCUUUAACGCAUUCACUGGACCUGACAAGCCAGAGGCGUUGUGCGGGCCAGCAUGUCCAAUGACAACAAUAGUUAUGGGCUUUAACAGCGGCACCUCGUUCGGAGCUCUCGUCCUAAGACACUAACUGGGCGUAUUUUGGGCAAUUUUGUUGAGUUACGGACGCCACAGAUUUUGGAGCGGACUCGCCAAAUGGACGUCGAUGGACUGGAAUGAAAGGUCCACUUCUUCAGUCGGACUGAAGGAAGGAGGGAAAGAAACCUCUGUAUGUUCAAGUUCCCUGCUUCAGGCAGAGGGACAUCGGUGCGUGCGUGUUGGAUGUGUGUGGAAGUGUGCGUUGGGUGCGUGUAUGUGCGCGCCCGCAGGAGCAGGAGCAGAAGCAGCGGUGGCGGCGGCGGUGAUGGUGAUGGUGAUGGCCGCGUGAAGGGAAGUUUAGCGCCGUGAUUUUUCCUCUUUUCUGUUGUGUUGUUUUUCAUGUCACAGCAGGGGACGGGCGGAUUAACGUUUUCCUGAUGAAAAUUAAUCAUCUGCGGAGAGGCUCCGUGAUCGUGACUAUGAUGAUGAUGUCGAGUAAGAGCGUGGAGUGGCUGCAGGAGGAGCUGGAGUCCGGGCUCGGCUCUCUGCUGCUGCUGGACUGCAGACCCCAUGAGCUGUACGAGUCCUCGCACAUCGAUUCGGCCAUCAACCUGGCCAUCCCGGGGCUCAUGCUCCGGAGGCUGAAGAAGGGCAACCUCCCCAUCCGCUCCAUCAUCCCCAACAACGAGGACAAGGAGAAAUUUGUCAAGCGGUGCAAGACGGACGUGGUGGUGCUGUACGACGAGGCGACCUCGGAGAGGCAGGAGUCCGGACUGGGGAGCUCCGUGCUGGGGCUGCUCCUGCAGAAGCUGCGGGACGACGGCUGCAAGGCUUUCUUUCUGGAGGGGGGCUUCAACAAGUUCCAGUCAGAGUACCCCGAGCACUGUGAGACCAACUUGGACUGCUCCUGCCCCAGCAGCUCCCCACCGGCCUCUGUCCUCGGUCUGGGAGGACUCCGUAUAAGCUCAGACUGCUCGGAUGGGGAAUCUGACCGAGAGCCAGGAAGUGCCACAGAGUCGGAGGGUAGCCCGCUACCAAGCACCCAGCCAGCGUUUCCCGUCCAGAUCCUUCCAUAUCUUUACCUGGGUUGUGCCAAAGACUCCACCAACCUGGAUGUGCUCAGCAAGUAUAACAUCAAAUACAUCCUCAACGUGACGCCCAACCUGCCCAACAUGUUCGAACACGAAGGCGAUUUCAAGUACAAACAGAUCCCCAUCUCUGAUCACUGGAGCCAAAACCUCUCUCAGUUUUUCCCAGAGGCCAUUUCAUUCAUUGAUGAGGCACGCUCGAAAAAGUGUGGCAUCCUGGUCCACUGCCUGGCCGGGAUCAGCCGCUCGGUGACCGUCACAGUGGCCUACCUGAUGCAGAAGCUCAACCUGUCACUCAACGACGCCUAUGACUUUGUUAAGCGGAAAAAGUCGAACAUUUCCCCCAACUUCAACUUCAUGGGCCAGCUCCUGGACUUUGAGCGGACGCUGGGCCUCAACAGCCCCUGUGACAACCACUCGUCCUCCCCUGCACACGACCAGCUCUUCUUCACCACCCCGACCAAUCACAACGUCUUUCAACUGGACACGCUGGAGUCCACAUGAAAAUUUGCGGUGGUGCAGUCCCCUUUUUGGGCCAGGAGGCAGUCAAGGUGGUGUUAUUACCAUGCUAACAAGCGGCUGCACUGGGGGAGCACAGCAGCCAAGUUUUAAUGAAUGUUUUAGCCUCCUAAGGCCCGUUCUCUGAGAGCCUUGACACCGAGCAGUGUUGAAGGGACGGGGGAGGUCAUGUUUGCCACAUUAAAAGGGAAGGGGGGUGUUUUCUAACCCAGAAAGGGGAACAGACAAACAGAUGGGUUAUGAUGGCUUCACCCUUACAGUUGAUUGAAAUCAAGGGAGGAAGAACCCUGACCUCUUGUAAAGAAGAGGAGAUUAGGAAACGUAACGGAGUGAGAAACUGAGUGAAGGUCACAGCAGGACAGGCAGCUUCAUACAAAGAGAGGAACACAUAAAAAAAUCUACUCCACUGAGUUUAUGAGACAUCCUGUCUGUCUUUCUGUCCUGUGCUCGAGCUGAGCUGACUGGUGCCAAGUGGAGAAUCUGAGGUUUACACAUGAGAAAUCUCGCUCUACUGAAUGUAGAGUUUUAAAAAAACCAAGGAGUUUAACACACACACUUAAACACAGUAUGUAUGUAUGAAUGGGCAGUCCUUAACAAAUUCAGUAUGUCUAUCUGCAUUUUGUGUAUUUUUGUGUACAUUUACACACAAAUCUAUACCUUAUAUAAAUUUAUAUAGAGAUCUUAUCUUUGUCUAAAAACAAAGUAAUCCAAUUCAGUAAUGGCUUAAGAGAUUGUAAAACUAAAGACGGGGAAGGGGUGUGGCGACACAAACAAAGGGAAACGUUGUUAUAUUCCUAGUUGUCUUUUUUUUUUCUUUUAGGUUUGUAAUGACCUAAUGCAGUUUGCACAGUGGUGUAGCCAUUAACUUGUUGGCACAUGGAGCCAUUGCUGGAAACAGGCAUAUAAAGAGACAUUCAGAGAAGAGGAGGGGAGAG